Molecule: messenger RNA, 378 nt
Organism: Dufourea novaeangliae
Lineage: Eukaryota; Metazoa; Arthropoda; Insecta; Hymenoptera; Halictidae
Product: acylphosphatase-1-like
Exons: 4
Coding region: 1-378 (125 amino acids)
Molecular function (GO): acylphosphatase activity
Source: RefSeq, a predicted model, not a curated record
AUGUUAAAUCAGGAGUACCUUAAAAUUGUGCUCUGCGUUCUCAUAGUAUUAUCACAGGAAGUAACAUCACAAACUACGAAUCGGACGAUGUCGCAAUUAAUCGGUGUUGACUUCGAAGUAUUCGGAAAAGUGCAAGGUGUCUUUUUCAGGAAGUAUACCCAAAAACGUGGCAAAGAGUUAGGUUUAAAAGGAUGGUGCAUGAAUACCAGUCAGGGUACUGUCGUCGGACGUCUAGAAGGGGAAAAGCCUAAAAUCGAGGAAAUGAAACAUUGGCUCCGUUAUACCGGAAGUCCUCAGUCAGCCAUAGAUAAGGCAGAAUUUCGGAACGAAAAGGAGAUAUCCCACGCUUCCUUCCACGACUUCGAAAUAAAAAAAUAG